CUCUCUCUCUCUCUCUCCUUCUGUCUUUCCCACAGGCACACACAUAACACACUCACAGUUUCUCUCUCUCUUUAAGAUCAUCAGUACUUCCUGCUCACUCUCUGUUGUCAGUCAAAUGCAGCUUUUAUUACAUACAGCAGAGAAGGAAUAAAGAAACAAAAAAGUGAAAGAGAGAAGCAUCCAGUGCCAUAGAACUUUCCAAGGACAAGUGCAGCAUUUUUGCAAUAAACAAACAAGACUUUCUAUUUUUGAUCACUGGGGUUGAAAAGGACAUGGAGUCAAAACCUAGUACCCGGCCUCGGGUUGUGAUCCAAGCCCCAGAGAAACCUGAUGAAGAAAAUUCUCACAAACGACUUGGCAAGCUAACUGUGAAAUAUAACCGUAAGGACCUGCAGAGACGACUGGAUCUUGAGGAGUGGAUCGAAGGACAGUUGAUCAUACUAUACGACUGUGAAGAGGAAGAUGUACCUGAAUUGGAGAUUGACAUUGAUGAGUUACAAGAUCUGUCAGAUGAGGAGCAACGAUCAAAACUUGAAGAGAUCCUGCAGGAAAGCUGUAAUCCCAAAGAAGAAUUUAUUAAUGAGUUGAUUAAUCGUUUAAAGGGUCUUCGGAAAACAGCAUCCCUGCAAAGGAAAUGAUUGCCUUUCUGAAUUUCUAAGAAACAGCUGCCUUUGUGACCAGCUCAUUGAAUUCUAACUCCAUUCUCACCAGUACAGGAAAAAAGGAUAUUUUCCUAGAGAACUCAUUCUGCUGUUAUGGGUUAAGAUCACUGUGAUGUGCUGCCUGCAGAAUUGUUUAUAUAAGUAUACUGCUAAUAUUUGAAUCUGGGACUCUGGUUUUCUCCAAGGACUAAUACAAGACUUCGGUAUCCAUAUUCAUUUUUCUUCUGAGCUUUGUUCAGCAAAACACCCAAAUGAGAUUGCUGUGACCGUUUUAUUAAUGAAGAUCCAUGCAACUUCCUCCUUUUCUUUUAUGAAAGCAGAGUGGAUUUCAAUUUUAUUUCCACUCCAUUCUGGAUCAUAUUCAUAGCUGAAGGUUAUUAUUUUCAGGGCAUCAUGCAAGAUUUAUGUAUAUCUAAAAUGCUGACUUAGACCUGCUAAGAAGGUACUUCAGUGUGCCAUCAAAAAAGUGAUCAGAAUUGUAUGCUGAAAUGUAACCAGUAUGACAGACCACAUUUCUGAACUUCAGCCUUUGUUUUGCUAACAUCUGCUCUUCGUGUUAGAAGCCUCCUGGUUGCGGAGUGAAGGAGGCAGUAAGCUAAACAGCAUUAUGAAUUCCAGCACCUUAAAAUAAUACAAAGAGAAGUGGAAACACAAGACUGAACAACACACAAAAGAAGCUGAAAUCUAGGAGUCAAAGGGACUGGCAUAGGAUGGAGCAAAGAAUAUCUUGUAGCAUGGAAGCUAAAAGGUUGUGGGUAUUCAAAGAACUGUGUAACGGAAAGGAUAUGACAAGCAGUCCACUGACAUCAGCAGUAAGAUAACUAGGAAAUAUGCAAACAGUUAUGAUAUGACCACACAAGCUGCAUUUUAGAAACAGUAUUCCAAUUGUAGGUCUCUUUUAUUACUGGGUCAUAGAAGAUGCUGUAAAUGAUAUGCGUUCAAUGAAAACUUGUUAUCUUGGCACCCUUUGAAAAUGAACUGCCUUUAACUGACUGCUAACAGCUUGCACAGGGAAGGCACAAAAUGCAAAUCAGUGCAUUGACUUCUUUUAUCAUCACAAUGCCUUAAAGUCCUACUGUCUGAAUGACUCAGGUUAGAAAUGGGUUAUGUAAUGACUAUAUAUAGUUAUAAACAAAUAUAAGCUGUGUAGCCCAUACCAAGCUUUCUAUACCUUAAAAGGGAAAGCACAGAUGCUGAUUACUAUAUAACCACUGCUGUCUGGACAAUCCUGUACUGAGUUACUACUACUCCGCUAUAUGGGCGACUCGAUGUGUUUAUUGGCACAGUUGCUCCAGCAUGACUUUUAUGAAAGUAGCUCUUCUAGAUUUAAACCUCCUUCAUUUUUUAGCUUCUUGCAUUUUUUUAAUGACAUGCCAUAUCCAACUAAAAAGUCAUGGCCUCACUGGACUCAUUCACUUCCAACAGACCUUUUCCUCUCAGACUGUCAUAUCUGACAUUGUAUGACUUCUAAAGUAAACAUUAAAUGAGAUCCUAAUAUGUUCAUUUAAAACUUUGUAUGGGUUAGUCAUGUCUGACAUUGUAUAACUUCUAAACUAAACAUUAAAUGAGACCCUAAGAUGUCCAUUUAAAACUU
Molecule: messenger RNA, 2256 nt
Organism: Protopterus annectens (West African lungfish)
Lineage: Eukaryota; Metazoa; Chordata; Ceratodontiformes; Protopteridae
Gene: PPP1R14D
Product: protein phosphatase 1 regulatory inhibitor subunit 14D
Exons: 4
Coding region: 273-638 (121 amino acids)
Biological process (GO): regulation of phosphorylation
Cellular component (GO): cytoplasm
Molecular function (GO): protein serine/threonine phosphatase inhibitor activity
Source: RefSeq, a predicted model, not a curated record